AUUUUGAGGGUUUAAAUAGGAAAAUCAGUCUGGUGUGAAAUAAAAUGUGGCUGUGGCACAGCAGGGCCUGCUGGGUGUGCUCUGGUGUUCAGCAUCACCAGGGUGCUUAAGGGAGAUGGUGUGAUUUACAAAAAGUGCUUUUUAGUGGCUUUCAGCAAAAAAAUCACCUUUUUCUUUUUGAUUCUGACAGAUCUGUCCCCUCAGGGUGGAAGUUACAUGACCACAUUGCAAUGUUCAGUGAGGAGAGGUGAAGAGCUCUCACGUGUGGCUGUGAACACAGUGGGAAGUGUGCCUGGAAUUUACAGACUCACUCAGUGCUGGGUUAUUUCCCAGCAGUGCUGAUCCAUCUCCCGGCCAGGAGAUGUCCCCACUUCACCACAGUUCCUCCAGGAACUCCGACACAGGUUCUGGGCUGUGCUCAGCAGUGUUUCCAUCUGGUGUUUGGGAGAGAAGGAGCAAGCCCUGAGCACUGGGACAGUGGGAUGUGACUGUCAGGGGCCCUGAAAUACCCACCCAAGGCAGCAGAGGACACAGGGCACGGGGGGCCAAACUUAGGGGAGGAAGAAACAGAGAAGAUGAAGUGAAAGGAAUGAAAAAAAUCCUGGUUCUGGACACAGUGACUUAGUCCCACUGAUGCCAAGUAAAUAUUUAGAGGAGUUGGAGUGGCCACAGGAGGCAUCACAAUGGUUGGAUAGCCAAAGCAGAUGUCACAGUGAUUGGAUAGCCACAGGAUCUUGGAUAGCCACAGGAGGUGUCACAAUGGUCACAGGAUCUGUCACAGUGCUUGGAUAGCCACAGGAGGGGUCACAGUGCUUGGAGUAGCCACAGGAACUGUCAAAAUGGUUGGAGUAGCCUCAGGGUCUCUUUGUGGGAUUAGAGUAGUGACAGGGCUUGUUAUGGGGGUUAGAGUAGCCACAGGGCUUUUCCUGGUGGAUUAGAGUAGCCACAGGGCUUCUCCCUGGGGCCAGAGGAGCUGCAGGGCCUGUCCUGGUGGAUUAGAGUAGCCACAGAGCUUGUUGCACGUGUUGGAGUAGCCACAGGUGAAGGCAGGGAGAGGAGCAGGGCCAGCAGGACCUGGGCUCUGGUGGCUGGAGCAAUGGACCCCGAAGCCAACGAGGAUGCCACCUAUUACCUGGAACAGUACAGGGCCAAUCUCCUGCCCAAGCUCAGGGCACUGGGAGAGCCAGACGAGGACCCCGCCACCUCGUUUAUGUGCCUCCUGAAGAAGAAGAAAGAAUUCCGAUGUCUGGAAAAUGCUGUGGCGGCGAAGAAAGAGGCCUUCAAGGAGAGGAUGGAGGUCAUUGCCGAGCAGUGGAGGGACCUGCACGCCAGGAGGACUCAGCUGAAGGCCCACGUGGAGAGAUCUGGGAGGACUGUACAGGAAAACGAAAUGCUGCGAAACCAAGCCCUGAAGAAAGCCAGCAAAGAUAGAGAGGAGAGUAUAAAAAAGGAGAAUGAGCUUCUGAGAGCUAAGAGGGAACUGGAAGCCCUUAUAAAACAGCAUCAGAAACUCUGCCAAAAACUGCCAAAAUACUCCAUGUUCAAGAGAUACCUGGAGGAUGUGGUGGAGAUCUCACAGUUUCGGGACAUCGAGGACGUCAUUUCGUUCUACAAGUCACUGAUGAGGUCACGCAGGGAGCUGCUGCAGUCUCAGCAGUGGCACAAGGCAAUGACUAAGCAAGCCAGGGUGCUCCUGGACCAGUACAGGGCAGAGAAAGGAGCUGAGAUGCUGCGGUGCAAGAAUGAUCUGGCACAGCUAAAACAAUAUUUAGACCAGGUUCAAAGUGACAUCCCUGUCUGGGAGGCUCAGUGGAUCGACAUCCAGAACAGGGCUGCCAAGAAGGCCACGAUGCUGAAGGCCAUCAAGAGGACCAUCCACAGCCUCUUCCACGCUGCCAGCACACGGCUGGACGCAAAGUGGAAUGUGGCAGCACAUGACAGCCACAGGCAGCUGGACAUGAUCCAGCAGUUUAUUGAAGACCUCAGGGACAUCUCUACAGAGGACAUGAAGAAGUACAAGUGAGAACCUAUGCAGGGACCUGCCCUGCCAGCAGGGUGGAAAGGGAAAGGAGAGGAGAAGAGAACCCAAGAGAUACUGCAGAAUAAA
Molecule: messenger RNA, 2107 nt
Organism: Lepidothrix coronata (blue-crowned manakin)
Lineage: Eukaryota; Metazoa; Chordata; Aves; Passeriformes; Pipridae
Gene: CCDC42
Product: coiled-coil domain containing 42
Exons: 7
Coding region: 1097-2023 (308 amino acids)
Biological process (GO): spermatid development
Source: RefSeq, a predicted model, not a curated record